AUGACCAACUACGUCAACUCCCUUACGCUCAGUGCCAGAGGCAAUGGUCUCGUCGCCGGCGGCUCGCUACCGGCGCAAGCUUUGACCAAGCUCAUGAGCCACGGCAAACGACUGAUCGGAUACCUCAAGCAGCCGCGCGUCCAGAAGCUGAUCCUAGCUUACAUCGCCAGCUUCUCCGUCGUCUUCGCGUUCCUAAUGCUCCUUGGGUUUGGCCCUCUUGGAGUCGGAGCAGGCUCUCUCGCUGCGGCCUUCCAGUCUGCGGUCUACGGAGGCUUUGUGCCGGCCGGAGGACUUUUCGCAACCUUGACGUCGAUGGGGAUGCUGGGGACUCUGGCGCCUCUGUUCCUGGGUGUUGCUGCCUUGUUUACCACGGCGGUUACGGUGAUGGUGUGGGGGUUCCGCGUAGCCAGCAUGCCUCCCUUCUUCAAACUGUUCCACCAGCUCCCCAUGCUGCUCGCCAUUCUCAAUCUACGAUUUCUCCUAAUCCACGCAACGCCGACAUCCCACGCCUCACAACUCUCUUCUUUGUCCAAUGACCUCUCUCCAAGGACUCAGCCACUCUACAGCGCAGCCCUCACCAGUCAUCCCAAACGCGCCCAAGUCACCAAAGGUACCUUCUACCGCGGUCUGUGGUCCCUCGCCCUCACCACAGCCACCUUCCUCGCCCAAGGUCCAUCCUCCUCCGUAGCCCCCGCAAGCGACGUUGAACUUUUCGCCCAGCAGAUUCUAGACAAAGUCGCGACAAGUAUCGCUACGGGUGCUACCGAGAAGACCGCUUUCGGUUGGGGCCUUGAAGGCAUCUCGAUUGCCUUUGCAAGCUGGAUCGACCCCGUGACUAACGUUGCGCCUGGUGUGCCGUGGGAGGUUGUUCAAGAAUUCGUGACGAGGUUCGUCUUGUGGAGAGCGCAGCGGGGCACCGUAUUGGCCUUCUCUGGCAACAUCUGGGGGCCUGGUGGGCAGUGCAUCAAAAUUGUGUUGGAGGUUGCGGGGACCACUGGGUUUGCGGAGGUUGCAAGCAACAUUUUGGAUAGCGCGAGUGAGAUUCAUGGGGGUGGUUGA
This is a messenger RNA of Letharia columbiana, 1059 nucleotides long. RefSeq lists its product as uncharacterized. The record is from RefSeq and is a predicted model, not a curated record. NCBI's taxonomy places the organism in Eukaryota, Fungi, Ascomycota, Lecanoromycetes, Lecanorales, Parmeliaceae. The transcript is spliced from 6 exons. The coding region runs from base 1 to 1059 and encodes 352 amino acids. Gene Ontology annotation, cellular component: membrane.